Messenger RNA from Lates calcarifer (barramundi perch), 4279 nucleotides. RefSeq names its product RIC8 guanine nucleotide exchange factor B (gene ric8b). Lineage: Eukaryota; Metazoa; Chordata; Actinopteri; Centropomidae. Gene Ontology annotation, molecular function: guanyl-nucleotide exchange factor activity; G-protein alpha-subunit binding. Gene Ontology annotation, cellular component: plasma membrane; cytoplasm. The record is from RefSeq and is a predicted model, not a curated record. Gene Ontology annotation, biological process: G protein-coupled receptor signaling pathway.
CUCUCUCUCUCUCUCUCUCACACACACACACACACACGCUAAGCUAGCCUGACAGCUAGCUCGCUAGCUGCACAACAGUCAUUGGUAACGUCAAAACCAAACUGCCUAUCCGUUUUCUUUAGAUAUCCGCCAUGGAUUUGAAUAAUAUCUUGUCGCAGCUUGAAACUGCCAACGAGGAGGAAAUCGAGAAGCUUCUGCAGCAGUAUAAUCGAGAGAACAGUCACACCUUCACUUUUGACCCAAAGGAAGAAGCACUGCGGAGUAAGCUGUGUCAGAGUGUGUUGUCAGUACUUGGGAGACAGGUGCAGCCCAGCUGUCAGAAGACAUGUUUGGAGACUCUCCGCAUCCUGUCCAGAGACAAGCGUGUCCUCGCACCUGUAGCCACCAGGGAAGGCAUCUUGAUCCUGGGAAGAAUGGCGAGGCUGCACGCUGGAGAGGAAGGAGGUGAUAACCAGACAAGCUCUCAGGAAGACACACAGUCAGAGGAGGAGGAGAGGGUGGUGGUGGAGGCGUUGAAGUGCCUAUGCAAUGUGGUAUUCAACAGCCCUGCAGCUCAGCAGGUCAGUGUAGAUGUGCAGCUGGCUCACGGCCUGUGUGCCAGCCUGCAUACAGCCCGCACAUGGCAUCACGAGGUGGGCCUGUUCACACUGCGCCUUCUUUUCCUGCUGUCUGCCCUGCGGCCUGAUGUUAGGGGGGUUUUGAGGAGAGAAUGGCAUGCGGUGAGACUAUUGACAGAGGUCCUGGAGCACACCCUCGAUGUGCGCUGGGUAGGCCCCUAUGAAGCGGCCCGUCCAGAUCCACAGGCCCUGCCCAUGCCUGCAGAGGACAAUGAGCGAGCAAUGGAAGCACUCAAGGCCUUGUUCAACCUCACUCUGUCUGACGCUGGUGGUGAGGAGGAUGACCACCAGUUUCGACUGAUUGCUGCCAUCCUGCGUCAUCUGUUGAUGCUGAAGACUGAGACAGAGGUGAAAACAGAGGAAGCACACAGCCAUGCCGUCAACCUGCUUAACAACCUGCCUGUGUCCUGCCUGGACGUGUUAAUCGACGUGCCUGUCCAGGGAGGACUUGAGAAAUAUGGUGGGAAAAACAUGGAUGCAGUCCAGGUGUUACUAGACUUCAUGGAGAAGAGGAUUGACAAGGGCUCCAACUACAAAGAGGGACUCACUCCGGUGCUCAGCCUUCUGACUGAAGGAUCCAGACACCACAGAGAGAUCCGCAGAUAUAUCAAAGCUCAGGUACUUCCCCCACUGAAAGAUGUGAAGAUCAGACCAGAAAUUGGCACCGCCAUCAGAAACAAGCUGGUUCGCCUUAUGACUCAUGUUGACAUGGGUGUGAAGCAGACGGCUGCAGAGUUUCUCUUCGUUCUUUGCAAAGAGAGUGUGGACAACCUGUUGAAGUACACAGGAUAUGGGAACGCAGCAGGACUGCUGGUGGCUCGAGGACUUCUCGGAGGAGGGAGGGGAGAGACUCAGUACUCUGAAGAUGAAGACUCAGAUACAGAGGAAUACAAGUCUGCCAAACCCUUCAUCAACCCCAUCACUGGUCACGUGGAGGAACCGAUGCCGAACCCAAUCGAAGAGAUGACAGAGGAGCAGAAGGAGUAUGAAGCCCAGAAACUGGUCAAUAUGUUUGACAAGUUGUCAAGGCAGAACGUGAUUCGACCCAUGGGCGUCAGGCCGGAUGGGACGUUAGCGCCUCUUGAAGAAACACUCUGUGAUCGAUCUGAGGACAACUCAGGAUCAGACUCUGACUAGUGCUCUGCACAUUGAGGCCACAUUUUCCAGACUAAGCCCAUCAGGCCUCCCAUCUUAAGCUGUGUCCCAUUUCAAGGGCUGAAUCCUUUCUUUUGGAGGAUGGUACCCAUGAAGGAGGGUCUUUCAGAGGAGCAAAAUGCCGAAAGAGAAAGUCUAAAAAUCUACAGUCAACAGAGUGUAGCUGUCUACACAAAAAAGCCCUUACAUGAGCUGGAUCAGGAAAUGUUUAACUGAGAGUAGCUGUCAGACAAAACAUCCACAUGCUGUACAAAUAGCACCCUAUAAAUUAGUCUAGUUAAAAUAAUGGCAGUCAUCAGUAGUAGUAGUAGUAGUGUGUUGUGUGACUUCUACCCACACAGAAACCCAAACGGUGGAUUGAGGCGCCUCUUUUCAACUUGUUGAGCCCACUUUAUCAUUAGGAAGUAGCCCUAAAUUGGCUGACCAGAGUUAACCUUACAAGUUAUAAUGUUAAGGGUCCUUAUAACUUCUAAUUACUGUCACUUUAUAGUUCAGCUGACAUCUACCAGACUCAUGACCACUCGAAUGCAAAUACGCUAUCAGGUAAAUGUGAUGUGGCCAAGUUUUGCAGUUUGUUCAAGGUGAUGUGGUUUAACUUAUCACAUCAACAAACAAUUGUCCAAUGUGCAGUGGAUUGUGGGAUAGUGAGGGCUGAAAAUUAUACACUCCAGACUAGAAACUCUUCCUUCCUCAGCCUCAUUCAGAGUAUCCUUUGAAAUGGUUCAGGUCUUGUCGGCUCGCUACGGCAUACUCAGUCUAGAAAUGGCACUUAAGAUGAUCCAGCCCUGAAAUGGGACAUAGCUCAACAUUUCACAGGAGACUUUAGGGGCCUUGUUGCUGCCGAAAGCCAUUCUUCAAAGUGGAAGUGGACUUGGAUGUGCAAUGCACUAUAAUGCAUAGGAGGCCUCUGUGGUUACUGUCGCACCUUCAUCAUUUGUGUUACUUUCUUCCUAAGUUGAGAGGGUAGAGGUAGGUAACAUAAUGUUUGCUGGAUCAUGUGUUUCUCAUGGAAAACACUGUUGUCAUAGUUUGUUAAAAGUGUAAUUGAAUCUUAAAUUAUCAUUCCUUCACCUGUGCUUUUCUUUUUGACUUUUUUUUUUUUUUUAAGUUUCUCUUGAUUAUUUUUCUGCUACAUGUUUUGUCCACUGUUUGUAUCUCUAGAUAAUUCAAGUGCACAUUAUACACACACAUUUAAACAUGAAAUCAUAGUAUAAACUGUUAACAAUGAAGUUUCUCCUCGGUUUAAAAUCAUGGGGCCUGUCCAGACUGGACCACAGGAUUGAUGUAUAGUUAGAAAUCAGGCAGUGCCAAUGUGGAUAGUUUGAACUUGCAGCUCACAGUGAAUCUAUAUUUGGUUGUGUAAUUAUCAUGAAUGUUGCACAUCAGUUAGUCGCCAAGGAAACUUUCUGGAUUCAGGGCUUGUUGCUUACUGUCAUGUCACUGAAAGGUGUUUUGGACAAGAAAACUUCCUCUUUUCAUUUAGAAUGAAGAGAUGCUACAGCUUCCUGUGGUGGACAAUAGUAAACAGAUGAGAUGUUUUCUGCCUGUUGUGGACUCUUGACAAAGAAAUGUGUAAACUGAAAUGAUUGUUUUCUAAUCUACAUUACUCUUGCCAAAUCUGCAUGAUGUUAAAUCAGUUCUCAGUAACGUGAUUUGUUUUCUAGAUUGAAAUUUUGGCUAAUUUUAUAUAAAUCCACAGGUUUAGUCUAUGUAUAAACAGAAUAUUUUUUCUUUGUGUUGGUACAAUUUUUGAUUAAAUGUAAAAGCUGCCAGUUCUGAAGUCAGCGGCAUGAUGAGAUACAAGUUUCAAAUCAACAGAUUUGGCUUCCUAAUUGUAAUCCUGCUUUGGAUUACUGAUACAUUUGUUGUAAAGGAGAAAAAAAGUCUUUUAAUUGCUGAUUACAAUCUAGAGAAAAUGAAAAUUGCUUUAACCAGAGAACAUGUGUCACAUGUUAUCACAGGAUUAAGCUCAGUUGUUUGAUAGUGAGCGUACGUUUCACCUGACCUGUGAAUACUACUGCCUCUUCACACCAAGAACAAUGCAGAUAAUUUGGGUGACAAAUUAAAGGGACAACCAACAUUAAGUGUCUUAGUAAAGGUGCGAGGCCACCAUGAGCUGCCACAACAGCUUCAAUGCACCUUGUCAUAGAUCAGCAGUCUGAGGCUGCAAAGGCCAUAGCAUAAGAGUCACACAGUUUCCAUACUUAAAUCAUCCAGUGGCCAUUUGUUUGGGGUCUCCUCUCAUUUCUUCAGGUUUUUCCCUUUAACAUGCAUCCGUGGAUCACAGUUCUUUCUCUCACACUCCCAUGUAAAUGCCUUCUUUUCCCUCCACAAUCAUCACAGGAUAAAUUUAAAUUGCAUGUUGAUCACCUUCUCUCCAUCUGGAAAGACUAUGUUAUGAGAAUCAUUUUGUUCUUUUUGCACAUUCUUUACAUACUGUAAAUAGCACCACUCUUAUUUUAUGUAGUGAGGUGUCCACUGAAAAGUUAAUAAACUGGAGAAUAUGA